This is a messenger RNA of Drosophila serrata, 1862 nucleotides long. It is a transcript of the gene cry, whose product is annotated as circadian regulator cryptochrome. The record is from RefSeq and is a predicted model, not a curated record. NCBI's taxonomy places the organism in Eukaryota, Metazoa, Arthropoda, Insecta, Diptera, Drosophilidae. Gene Ontology annotation, cellular component: cytoplasm; nucleus. Gene Ontology annotation, biological process: negative regulation of DNA-templated transcription; entrainment of circadian clock by photoperiod; circadian regulation of gene expression. Gene Ontology annotation, molecular function: FAD binding; DNA binding.
UCCCAUUCGCCAAUUAGCGACCGGUGCGAGCGUGUCGCGUGUACGGAAAAUAAAUUCGAUAUUCCGGUAUUUUUCCGAGCGGGAAAACUUUCUCACAGAUCGAUAUAGAGAACGCGAUCACUUGAUUAUUGAGUAGCGAGCUUAUUCCUUCGUCCCUUCAAGAUGGCGGUACGUGGAGCGAAUGUGAUGUGGUUCAGGCAUGGAUUGCGCCUCCAUGAUAAUCCCGCCUUGGUGGCCGCUCUUAGUGACAAAGAUCAGGGAAUAGCACUAAUUCCCGUAUUCAUAUUUGAUGGAGAGAGUGCAGGCACCAAGUGUGUAGGUUACAAUCGUAUGCGCUUCCUGCUGGACUCCUUGCAGGACAUCGACGAUCAGAUUCAGGCAGCAACAGAGGGAAGGGGACGCCUUCAUGUCUUUGAGGGUGAACCGGUGAAUAUCUUCCGUCGGCUGAAUGAGCAUGUGCGUCUGCACAGGAUCUGCAUGGAGCAGGACUGCGAACCGAUAUGGAACGAUAGAGAUGACUCCGUCCGGUCGCUAUGUCACGAGUUGGGCAUUGACUUUGUGGAGAAGGUUUCGCACACUCUAUGGGAUCCGCGGAUGGUGAUUGACACGAAUGGGGGUAUUCCACCACUUACAUACCAGAUGUUCCUACACACUGUUCAAAUAAUUGGCCUACCACCUCGCCCUGCUGCCGAUGUCCACCUUGAAGAUGCUACUUUCGUUGAGUUGGCCCCAGAGCUGCGCCGCAGUGUGGGCUACUUCGAGAAGAUGCCCAAUCCGGAUCACUUUAAUGUCUACGGUGACAACAUGGGUUUCCUGGCCAAGAUCAACUGGCGCGGUGGCGAAACCCAGGCCCUUUUGCUGCUGGAGGAACGACUUGAGGUGGAGCAGCACGCCUUCGAGCGAGGCUUCUACCUGCCCAACCAGGCUCUGCCCAACAUCCAUGACACACCCAAGUCUAUGAGCGCCCACCUGCGCUUCGGAUGUCUCUCGGUACGUCGCUUCUACUGGAGCGUCCACGAUCUCUUCAAGAACGUCCAGUUGCGAGCCUGUGUGCGCGGCGUUCAGAUGAGUGGCGGAGCCCACAUUACGGGACAACUGAUUUGGCGAGAGUAUUUCUACACGAUGUCUGUGAACAACCCGAACUACGAUCGCAUGGACGGCAACGAGAUUUGCCUGAGCAUCCCGUGGGCCAAGCCAGAUGAGGAUCUCCUACAGCGCUGGCGCCUAGGUCAGACAGGCUUUCCACUGAUCGAUGCUGCAAUGCGCCAGCUCUUGGCAGAGGGAUGGCUGCACCACACGCUCCGCAACACGGUGGCCACCUUCCUAACCCGCGGCGGCUUGUGGCAGAGCUGGGAGCACGGACUGCAGCACUUCCUGAAGUAUCUCCUGGACGCCGACUGGUCGGUCUGUGCCGGUAACUGGAUGUGGGUAUCCAGUUCGGCCUUCGAGAGGCUGCUGGAUUCCUCGCUGGUCACCUGUCCGGUGGCCCUGGCCAAGCGCCUCGAUCCGGAGGGGGUCUACAUCAAGCAGUAUGUGCCGGAGUUGAUGGGCGUGCCCAAGGAAUUUGUGCAUGAACCAUGGCGAAUGUCUGCGGAGCAGCAGGAACAAUACGAGUGCCUGAUCGGAGUCCACUAUCCGGAGCGCAUCAUCGAUCUCUCCAAGGCGGUAAAGCGCAAUAUGCUGGCCAUGAAAGCGCUCCGCAACUCGCUGAUCACUCCGCCGCCGCAUUGCCGACCCUCCAACGAGGAGGAAGUGCGUCAGUUCUUCUGGCUGGCCGACCAGACGGUGUAGAGUGGAGCAGCCCGUAACUGUACACACACACACAAAAAUAAUAGGACUAUUGCCACUCGUAUAUUAUAUAU